Molecule: messenger RNA, 876 nt
Organism: Cryptococcus wingfieldii CBS 7118
Lineage: Eukaryota; Fungi; Basidiomycota; Tremellomycetes; Tremellales; Cryptococcaceae
Exons: 8
Coding region: 1-876 (291 amino acids)
Cellular component (GO): Golgi apparatus; trans-Golgi network; endosome
Molecular function (GO): antiporter activity
Source: RefSeq, a predicted model, not a curated record
AUGGCCUGCUCUAUCAGUGUUAUCUUGUACAACAAAUAUGUCUUCUCAAGCCUCAACUUCCCUUACCCCACAUUCCUCACCACCUUCCACUUAACGUUCUCUGCCAUUGCUACCCGAGUGCUGCAACGCACAACGACCCUUGUGGAUGGUGCCAAGGACAUUGAGAUGACUAGAGAUCGAUGGAUCAAAUCUAUUCUCCCUAUCGGUGCCCUUUUCUCCGGGUCCCUGAUUCUGUCCAACUACGCGUACCUUACGCUUUCGGUCUCUUUCAUUCAGAUGCUCAAGGCGACUGACGACGACCUCCAGGCGUUCAACCCUGUUGCCAUCCUCUUGAUUUCUUUUGCUUUCAAGAUUCAAGAGCCCAACGGCAGGUUGAUCAUCAUCGUCUUGAUGAUUUCCAUGGGUUGUUUCCUUGCUGCUUACGGCGAAGUCCAAUUUGAACUCACCGGCUUCCUCUGCCAAUGUGCCGCUCUUGCCUUUGAGGCUUCUCGACUCGUGAUGAUCCAGAUCCUUCUCCACGGCCUCAAGAUGGACCCCAUUGUGUCUUUGCACUACUACGCCCCUGUCUGUGCGGUCAUCAACCUCUGUAUCAUCCCCUUCACUGAGGGGCUUGAGCCUUUCUACAACUUGCACAGGGUUGGCCUCUUGGUGCUGUUCAGCAACGCUGGUAUCGCUUUCGCUCUUAACGUUGCCGCCGUUUUCCUCAUCUCUGUCGGAUCCGGCCUCAUCCUCACCCUUGCCGGUGUCCUCAAGGACAUCCUCCUCAUCUCCGGCGCGUUCCUCGCUUUCGGGUCCCCCAUCAUGCCUCUUCAGGUCCUUGGAUAUUCGAUCUCUUUGGGCGGCUUGGUGAUGUUCAAGACCACCGGUGGAAAGUAA